Messenger RNA from Vicia villosa (hairy vetch), 1283 nucleotides. RefSeq names its product embryonic abundant protein VF30.1-like. The transcript has a single exon. NCBI's taxonomy places the organism in Eukaryota, Viridiplantae, Streptophyta, Magnoliopsida, Fabales, Fabaceae. Bases 77 to 1033 code for a protein of 318 amino acids. The record is from RefSeq and is a predicted model, not a curated record.
CGUACCUAUCAAAACUCAUGAAAAGAAUCAAUAUUGGACUAUCUUUUUUGAACAUGAUCUAUAUCCUGGAAAAACAAUGAGCUUAGGUAUUCAAAAACAUUCUGAAUCUAGUGAGAGUGAUAAAAAAGAAACUACAAAAGAAAAUCAUCCUUUUGGAUUUUGGGCAUGGUCUAGAAAAGAAAUUGAAAAAGAAAAUCAACCUUUUGGAUUUUGGGCAUGGUCUAGAAAAGAAACUGAAAAAGAAAACCAACCUUUUGGAUUUUGGGCAUGGUCUAGAAAAGAAACUGAAAAAGAAAAUCAACCUUUUGGAUUUUGGGCAUGGUCUAGAAAAGAAACUGAAAAAGAAAAUCAACCUUUUGGAUUUUGGGCAUGGUCUAGAAAAGAAACUGAAAAAGAAAAUCAACCUUUUGGAUUUUGGGCAUGGUCUAGAAAAGAAACUGAAAAAGAAAAUCAACCUUUUGGAUUUUGGGCAUGGUCUAGAAAAGCAAAUAGACCUUUUCUAAGAGAUACAAAAAAAGAAACUCAAAAUUUUUUAGCACUCACAUCAGAUGAAAAAGAAGCUCACAUUAUUAACAACUAUUGUAGAACCCCAUCAGCAAUAGGAGAAGACAAACAUUGUGCGUUAUCACUAGAAUCUAUGAUGGAUUUCGCCAUUUCAAAACUUGGAAAGAAUAUCAAAGUGAUGUCAAGUUCCUUAGUUCAAAAUCAGGAUAAAUAUGUAGUCGAGGAAGUAAAUAAAAUUGGAGACAAAGUAGUAAUGUGUCAUAGAUUGAAUUUUAAAAAAGUUGUAUUUUAUUGCCACGCAGUUAAUGCGACGACAACUUACAUGGUCCCAUUCGUGGCCUCUGAUGGAACUAAAUCAAAAGCUCUUACUAUUUGCCACCAUGACACUAGAGGUAUGAAUCCUAACGUGUUGAGUGAAGUUCUCAAUGUUAAACCAGGAACUGUCCCUGUUUGCCAUUUUAUCGGCAAUAAGGCUAUUGCUUGGGUACCUGAUAUGAGUGAAUCUGGUGGCCAUGCUUGUGUCAUCUAGUUGAUUUACACAUUGAUUAGAAUCUCAUGUUUGGAUUCUUUUUAAAGUUAUAUCUGCGAAAAAAAUAUGAUGUGAAAAUAUCAUAUCAUAUGUAUCUAUAGUAUUAUUAUAUUUUCUAAAUAAAACCAAUUAAAAAUUAGUUUGAACUAUGGGUUUGUGUUUGUGCAAUGUCUCAAUCUAGGGCCAGUCUCUGGUGUACUUUAUGUAAGCUAUCAUCUUUAUAUGAAUUUCAAAUUUCUUGUAGCAUAGU